GGUGUCGAGUUGCCCUCAGUAUACUGAGGAUCGUGAGCAUCGACGCCUGUGAUAAAACUAGUCUAACCAAGUGCCGCAACAAUGACAAGUAAAUAAUUUAGUGCUUUGCCUGCUUGUGAUUUGGAUUUUACAAGUGAUUUUCCUUUUCAUGUGUUGCUAUUCCUAGAAGCAAACCAAAAUGGAGCAGUUCGAAUCACUGCUAACUUGCUGCGUUUGUUUGGAUCGAUAUAGGAAUCCAAAGCUGUUACCAUGCCAGCACAGCUUUUGUAUGGAGCCAUGUAUGGACGGCCUUGUCGAUUAUGUCCGGAGACAGGUAAAAUGUCCAGAAUGUCGUGCAGAGCAUCGUAUUCCUUAUCAAGGAGUUCAAGGAUUUCCAACAAAUGUUACUUUACAAAGAUUUUUGGAACUCCAUGCUCAAAUUGCUGGAGAACUACCCGAUCCAACAGCAGGGCAAGUUAUGGAAAGAUGCAAUGUUUGCUCAGAAAAGGCAUAUUGUGCGCCUUGUGCACAUUGCGACAAAAAAGUUUGUGAAGAUUGCAAAUCUGCUCAUAUGGAAGUAUUACGAAGAGAAAUAGCUAGAAUCAACAAUCAAAUUCGGCGUGGUGUAAACCGAUUGCAAGAUAUUUUGGCUGUAGUUGAACGAAAUACAGCAAAUCUUCAAACAAACUGUGGUGCAGUAGCUGGAGAAAUCGAUGAAAUUCAUAAAAGACUUGCAAAAGCUCUCAAAGACCGAACUGAUUUUUUAAGGACAGAAGUUGACCGAUAUCUUGCCACUGAACUUAGAAAUCUAACGCAUCUUAAAGAUAAUUUAGAGUUAGAACUAAGCAAUAUUCAGAGUAAUUGUGAUCUAGCUGAUAAAUAUAUGAAUGAUGACGUCGAUUGGGAGGAUACCGAAUUAGUUGAUACGAAAGAAAUUUUUCUGAAAACGGUAGAAUUUCUGAGAAACUUCGACUAUGAAGCUGGUGAUUACAAUCGCAGAGUUCGUUUCAUAAUGACUCAUGAUCCAAACCAACUAGUUAUGCAUGUUGCUAGUUAUGGAGAACUUAACAUAACAAAUCCAAAUGCGUAUUCAGCUGGCUUACAACAAUCUCAAGGUCUUACUAGAUCUAAAAGUGAUCAUCGUUUAGCGACACAAUUCCGUCAACAAGAAGAAGCCAAGGGUUAUAUGGAAAAUGAUGAACCCAUAUUAGGUGGACGAAAAUUUGGAGAACGUCGGCCUCCUCCACCGGAAAAGCACACGCGAGACUAUGGUGCUACGGAUGAUUACAGCGGUUAUGAAUCAGAACACAGACCAUCUCGUCGUUUCCGUUCACGUUUCGUAAGAAGUCAUCAACAAGAUAACGAUUCUGAUACCGAACAAAGCACGAGGACUGUAAAAUCUGAACACAAGGAAAAGGAAAAGGAAAAAGUUGCAGAUACCGAAGAUGCAACACGUGGUCCACUAAGUGGAAUAUUUAGGCUUAGCGAUUGCCCACGUGUAAUACAACGGAUACUUGACGUAGACAGUGGAAAGAAAAAAGAAAAAAAGGAGCCACCUCCGCCGCCAAAACCAGUGCAACCAACCCCACAACCUCAACGUCGGCCACCACCAGUAAGACAACAGAGUGAAGAUGACGAAAUCUCAAGAUUAAAGAGACAAAAUAAAGGUGCAGCGUCAUCACAAGAACCAGAACGCCUUCCUUCACGACCUGUUGAAGAAGAGAGACCCGCUGUUAAUCGUAAACCACCUACUCCAGCACGCGAGGCAUCCAGUGAAGGUGAAUCCGAUGAAGAAUCGGUUGGAUCUCUUCAAAGAAAUCAGCGUAAGAGCUCAGUACAAACACAAAAACCAACUGCUACGAGAAGGCCUUCUGCGUCUGAUACAUCUUCCACUCAUCGACCCGCGGCUCGUGCUACUAGUACUGAAUCUAGUGCAUCUACCGAAAGUUCCGGCUCGGCGGUAAAACAUACAGGUGCAAUUCUAUCAAUCGCGGAGUUGAAAGCCAAGUACAGCAUUGAUGGGCCUUCUCCAAAACCGAUCUCUCGUAUUUUGUCCGCAGGCAAUGAGAGAUCUGCUCCAGUGACAACAAAUGGAACAGUUAGCGGCGCCCAACGAGUUCAAAGUCGAUUCGUUGGAUCCCAACGACCGACACCUGCCCCGGCGCCCGCCGAGCCGGCUCACGAAGACUCCGAUACAAGUUCUGAAGAGGAAACCGACUCUUCUGAGGAGAGCGAGGAGGAGCCUGCAACGCAAAGGAAGCCCGAGAGUCAGGCGAUGGCGCGUAGUGACAUUGGCCCCCUUCUAGCAAGAAGUACCAAUGCUCGAAAUGAUGCCCAUGAUAACAAAAGUAAAGAAACACCAGCUCAAACGCGAUACCGAACUCGCCAAUCAUCGCAAACGGAAGAGGAGCCGUCUCCUCGAUACGGUGCCAGCAGUUCAUCAUAUAGUAGUCGCUAUGGUAGUAAGCCUAAAGACGAGGAAUUAACAUCUUCUUUAGAUGAUGAAUCAAAAUACCCCACGGCUCGGUCCAGGUACCUUGCCUUAAAAGAACGACGCAAUCGCCUUGCACGAAGUAAAAGUAGCCAUACUGGCUUCGGAGCAGGUGACGAUGAUGACCAAGAUGAACCAGUUUCUCCUACCACUGCUUCACCAUCAGCUUAUCUUGCUGCUCGAUACGGCUCCGGCACUGGAGGUUCGGAGUUGUCUCGUAGCCGUUCUUCUCAUGCGCUCAAGUCUAGAGAAAGCUCCCCCGAACGUCCAGUUACUGGAGAGAAGGACGGAGCAGCCUUAAGCUCUUGGGCGAGAUACUUAAAAAAUAAAUAUGGUUCGCGAGGUAAAGAUCGUGAUACAAGCGGGACUUCCUCGAGUUCAUCUCGUCGCCUGUCUCUCGGGUUGCCAUUACGCUCAGCUAAUGAGCUUGCCAGUUCUGAUGACGAUUCAAAAAACGCGGCAGGCUCCCCCAUCUCCCCUACGGCGGCUACAGCAGCGGUAGCAGGUUUCGCAGCAGCAGGUUCCUCCCCUAGGAGCCAGUAUCUGCAGAAGCGCCGUUUACAAUUCAGUGUUGGGAGUCGGGGGAGCGAACCCGGUUGUUUCACUUGGCCACGUGGUAUCGCUGUAGGACCUGAAAAUAUAAUGGUCGUGGCUGAUUCAUCUAAUCAUCGUGUUCAAGUAUUUGAUUCAAAUGGUAUAUUUAUAAAAGAGUUCGGUCAGUACGGUAGUGGAGAGGGGGAGUUUGACUGUCUGGCUGGCGUCGCCGUCAAUCGUAUUGGACAAUAUAUCAUAGCUGACAGAUACAAUCACAGAAUACAGGUAUUCGACCCAGCCGGUCGGUUUUUGAGGUCAUUCGGUAGUCAAGGAACUGGUGAUGGCAAGUUCAACUAUCCCUGGGGUAUCACCACAGAUGCACUCGGAUUUAUAUAUGUCUGUGACAAGGAAAACCAUAGAGUACAGGUAUUCCAAUCCGAUGGCACAUUUGUGGGCAAAUUUGGCAGUUUCGGCUCGAAGUUAGGACAACUGGAACACCCUCACUAUAUAGCUGUUUCAAGCACAAAUCGUGUUCUUGUAUCUGACUCCAACAACCACAGGAUCCAAGUCUUCGAUGUGAAUGGACGUGUCCUUUCUUCAUUUGGAGAAGAAGGCUCUGAAGAUGGACAGUUUAAAUUCCCAAGGGGUGUGGCAGUGGAUGACCAAGGUUACAUAGUUGUAGCAGAUUCUGGAAACAACAGAAUUCAGAUCUUUCACCCUGACGGGACGUUCCUUAGAGCUUUUGGGUCCUGGGGUUGCGGUGAUGGGGAAUUCAAAGGGCUGGAGGGUAUUGCCGUCAUGUCUGGUGGAAACAUCAUUGUUUGCGAUCGGGAGAAUCAUAGGGUGCAAGUUUUUUAACGAUAUAGUGUUCCAAUGUUGGGUUUCGAAGAUUCUUUGCGUAACAAAUUUUAUAUGUAAAACUGAUAAAGUAAAUAUUCGUUGUUCUUAUAUUCUUCGAAAGCAUAUAAUAAUUGUUAAAGCACAAUCUAUAUUUAUUUUAAAACAAUUAAUCAGAGAGUUGUUCUCAUUAUUGCGUCAAGAAACAAUGCGUUCCUAAAUAAAAUAUCAUUAAUCUUUUGCCCUUCAUUCUUGUUUAUUGUAAAAUGGAAUAAACCUUCUGAACUCAUGCAACAUGAACAUCCUUAAAGUUAUACGAGAUCUCGUUAUUUAAGGCAUUUGGAGGAAUUAUAAUACGUUAUGUAUUUUUAAUAUCUCUUACAAAUAUAUACAAAAGCCUUUUUAGAAAUACGAUGCGAUUGAAUAGUUUCUUAAUUUAUGUACCUAAAUACAACGAACACUGAGUCUUUUCCAAAAUCCGACAGCGACCGCAUGAAUACAAAUACAUGAACGAUUUUCAAAUAAUAUAUUAACAUUGAAAUUUCGUGAGACCGUUCUCAUCUGUGUAUCAAUUGAUCUUAAUAAAUUUGUUUUGAUAACAAAAUACAUUAACAUGUCAUACAGCGUUUGUUUCACAAAUGUAUCAUCAUUAUCAUAAUUUUCAUUAUAUAUCAAUUCUACUUUUCUCUCUGUAUUUGCCGAAAUUUUCGAUAAAUCGAAUAUAUUUUUAUUUAUAACGUUGUUAUAUUAGUAUAAUUUUUCUAGUCAUUUAAAUGUAAAAACCAAGUAUCACCAAAAAUGUUAGAGCAAGUAUUUAUAAAUUCUUUUUUUUUUUUGUUUAAUAAAUAGUGAGGCUUAUAUUGUGUUUAUGCAAAAUGUUUUAUAUGAUAAUUCACAUUUUAUAUGGUUUUCAAGUUUAAAUAAAGUGAUUUGUUAUUGAA
Messenger RNA from Danaus plexippus (monarch butterfly), 4782 nucleotides. RefSeq names its product RING finger protein nhl-1 (gene tn). Bases 179 to 3862 code for a protein of 1227 amino acids. Gene Ontology annotation, molecular function: translation repressor activity; ubiquitin protein ligase activity; metal ion binding. The record is from RefSeq and is a predicted model, not a curated record. The transcript has 10 exons. Gene Ontology annotation, biological process: protein polyubiquitination; negative regulation of translation; proteasome-mediated ubiquitin-dependent protein catabolic process. Lineage: Eukaryota; Metazoa; Arthropoda; Insecta; Lepidoptera; Nymphalidae.